AUGGACUCCCACAAACCCAUCCGGAAACGCGCCUCUAUCGCCUGUGACACGUGUCGGCGGCAAAAAGAGAAAUGCGAGGGUGGAGCUCCAUGCUGGCGAUGCCAACGACUCGGGAGACAAUGUACCGUCAAGGGCCAGACCUUGUCGCUGUCAAGGCAAACACCGUCUGAUGUGCGUGACGCGGGAAAGCAAUCUACUUCGCGCGUGGAAGGCCUCGAACAAAUCGCCCGCCACUUCUUGGGGAACGUAUCUCUGGACGAGGAGAAUGUCCGCCGCAUUGUCUCGAGACUCGGGAGGACGCCGCUGGGGGAGUCGCAGAACGUGGUUGAAAGCUUCGAUGUGCAGUUCGUCGCGAGUGAUACUGCGCACUACUCGGGUGAGUUUUCGCACUGGAAUUUCUCUCAGAAGCUUCGAAGGAGAAUCGGCCGGAUCGAAAGAUUUGGGAUAAAGGAGUACUGGCGCCCGACCCAGCUCCAGUCAUCCACGCACCUCGUCUCAGCGGCCGUUUCCCACCUGCCACCCCGCUCAAUUACCGAGUUCCUGCUCAGCAUGUUCUUCAAAUACGCCACGUUGAAUGUCUUCUACAUUGAAGAAUCUUGGAUUAAGGAGCGCGUCGCCCGAUGUUAUAAUUCAGCGGCUGUAUAUAGUCUUGCUGAUACUCCCUGGGUGUGCUCUUUAUUCGCCGUCCUGGCUAUCGGGACGCAAGUCGCGCAUAUGGAGGGAGAACAAGCAGAGGCCGAAGAUUCCACUCUAUGCUCGGAAGACUCAGUCGGUCUUUCGCUGUACCAUACUGCAUGUCGACUGAUACCCGACGUGCUGUUGGUAGCGUCACAUGAGAGCGUACAGGCUUUCCUAUUGCUUGCGCUCUAUGCCUUGCCGGUUUCCACUGGUGGUCUGUCAUAUUCAUACCUUGGGAUUGCGGUGAAGAUGGCGAUUCAAAAUGGGAUGCAUCGGAAAUACACGGGCGAGGGCGAUCCUCAUAUCAUUGAGACGAGGAAUCGCAUUUUCUGGACGGCUUGCACCAUGGACAGAAGAAUAAGUAUUCUCCAUGGCCGCCCGGCGUCGAUUGCAAAGCCCGACAUCAGUGCCGACUUCCCGUCCGACACUCCAUCAUUUGCAUCCCCAAACUACGCCAACAUGAUGGCCUUCAUCAAAUUGAAUUCAUGGCUUGGAGAGGUGGCGGAAACACUGACGCUUCUUCGCAACUGCCCGAAAAGGUUCAUCUCCGGCUAUCUCAACCGGCUGCUCCAACUCCGAAGCGACAUCACUCAGUGGUGGAGCGCGCUCCCCUCCUCCAUUGAGGGCAAAGACAUGGCGCUAAGCAGCUACCUGUUCAGACAGAACGCUCAUCUCAAACUAACCUAUUUGCUCGUGUUCAUUUACAUGGGCCGACCGUUUAUGUUUGCCGAUGACUGGAAGCUGCCUGCCAGAGACGAUGAAACUACCUCCCCGUCCGCCCGUGUGACGCGUAAUGAUGAAAAGACAGACAAUGACCCAAAAACCGUCCUAGUCCAUGUCUGUGUCAAAAGUGCCCUUGAAACUCUCUCAAAGUUACAAACCAUGUCCAAAUACACUGGCCUCUGCCGCGCCUCCUAUACAGAGUUCAGCUCCUGUCGCGCUGCGCUACUGGUAAUACUAGCGGAUCGUCUUAAUGCGCGUACACUGAAAUACCAAGACGAGUUCGAACAAGGAAUGGCUAUGAUACGGCGUAUGGUUGGAGGAUGCUCGUCUGAAAGCGAGAUCUCUUAUUUGCAGAGUUUGGAUGCAGCGAUCCGGACUUCUCUCGACAGUGAUCUAGUUGCAGAUACUGAUGCGGGAAUGGAAACCUCGACCUACUCGCAAUUCAAACAGUGGACGAAUACGAUGAAAGCAGAUGCAAAUACCGGCGGAGUUGCCGACCUGGAGAUUUCCUCGUUUAGUCCAUUUUCAUUCAUGGACCCAAAGGCUCGUGAACGGACGGAUUGCGGUGGCUCGAUGGACAUCAUAAAUACAUGGCGCGAAGACUUUGGUCAUGACGCGACAUAA
Messenger RNA from Aspergillus mulundensis, 2025 nucleotides. Its product is annotated as Zn(II)2Cys6 transcription factor. Bases 1 to 2025 code for a protein of 674 amino acids. The transcript has 6 exons. The record is from RefSeq and is a predicted model, not a curated record. Gene Ontology annotation, molecular function: DNA-binding transcription factor activity, RNA polymerase II-specific; DNA binding; zinc ion binding. Gene Ontology annotation, biological process: DNA-templated transcription; regulation of DNA-templated transcription. Lineage: Eukaryota; Fungi; Ascomycota; Eurotiomycetes; Eurotiales; Aspergillaceae.